Molecule: messenger RNA, 1104 nt
Organism: Babesia bigemina
Lineage: Eukaryota; Apicomplexa; Aconoidasida; Piroplasmida; Babesiidae
Product: Ribokinase like superfamily protein, putative
Exons: 1
Coding region: 1-1104 (367 amino acids)
Source: RefSeq, a predicted model, not a curated record
AUGAACGGAUCUUACCUUUUCGCUGCCGUUGCUUGCGUUUUCGCAGCAUUUGUGCAGUACGCGAAAUGCAUACCGGGCAGUGGUGAUGAAAAGCUCAUCGAAGGCCCCUCCCGUGUCCUCUUCGUCGGUCAUCCGACGAUGUCCAUGCACGCUCCCGUCGUUCCCUCUGUGAUUGAGAACCUCAACAUUGCAAGCAGCGGAAUCGAGAGCGUCUCUGCCGAAGAUUUCCGCGCUAUUCGCGACACUGUGGAUGUUGAAGCUAACAACCCGGGUGAUUCGUCUUCCAACCUCGCCAGGUGCUACGCUGCCCUCGGUGGCCAGGCCGCUUACUUCGGUAUCUGUGGUGAUGACGAUUUGGCCCAGCAUUUCAGCGACGCCCUCCUUCACUACGGUGUUGAUGACCUUACUGUCCGUGUCCCUGGUCUUUCCACUACCCAGAUGUUCUCGCUCGUGACGCCAGAUGCUGAAAACAAGACCUACGUACGUGUCGAAGCGUCGCACACUUUGAAGCCGGAAGAUCUUAACGAAUCCAUCGUCGAGGACUUCGACUACUACGCCGUGAACGGUUUUAUGUUCGCUGACGAGGAGCAGGUUAAGUUCACUCACAAGAUGGUUGACGCUGCUCUUAACCGCAACAAGGGUUUGAUUACGGUUUUGGGAAGCACUGAGUGUGUCAAGAAGUACGGUGAACUUUUGAAGCCAAUUGCUGACAAAUCUGAUUUCCUUGCUGGUACCAUUGAAGAAAUAUCCGAGUUGUACCAGGUGCCUGACCGCAAAGAGCUUUUCAGGAUGAUGACUCAGAGGACCACUGGUAUCUUCCCUCAGCACAGAGGUGUUAUUCUUAUGAUGGGCAGUAAGGGUUCCGUGAUUUUCUACAAGGGAAUGCACUACUACGUGCCAACUGAAGCCGUCGAAUCCGUUGACAGGACUAGCGCAAAUGACUUCUACGCCGGCGCCGUGUUGUACGGCCUUCUCAAUGGCUGGGAUGUCAGGGCCGCAAGCCAGUUGGGUCUUACCGUGUACGGUGAUAUCAUUACGCACAUGGGCACCUUGUUGACUCCUAGGGGUCAUUCUAAGGUUCAGCUUGUCAAGGAUGCUGCCUAA